Molecule: messenger RNA, 1128 nt
Organism: Chenopodium quinoa (quinoa)
Lineage: Eukaryota; Viridiplantae; Streptophyta; Magnoliopsida; Caryophyllales; Amaranthaceae
Product: protein YIPF5 homolog
Exons: 1
Coding region: 116-883 (255 amino acids)
Biological process (GO): vesicle fusion with Golgi apparatus; endoplasmic reticulum to Golgi vesicle-mediated transport
Cellular component (GO): trans-Golgi network; membrane
Source: RefSeq, a predicted model, not a curated record
GAAAAGAAACGAUCGAGUACCUUGUCUAACUACAGUCAUCAACAAAAACCACCGUUUGCUACCUAAAGGUAAAGGGCCCUCCUGCUACGCAUCUCUCUCUCCUAACACCAAAAAAAUGCCGAAAGAAUUCCGCAUCCCACCCGUCUCCUUCCCGUCAUCCGGCUCAUCUCCGGCGACCACCACCACCACCAACAUGCUGCACCAACGCCGAAUCCCCACUGCACCAUUCCAACCCCAACGCCCUUCCUCCUCCCUCCCUUUCAUGUCCUUCGACAUCUCCUCCGCCACCGCUUCCUCCUCCUCCUCCGCCUUCCCACCACCCCACCUCCCCUCCUCCUCUUCCUCCGGCGCCCUCUUCUCCGAUGAACCCCCUCUUCUCGAAGAACUCGAGAUCAACCCUUCCUUAAUCUGGCACAAAACUCGCUCAUUACUCAACCCUUUUCGAGUCAACUCAUCUCUCCACCUCGAUCCCGAUCUUUCUGGCCCUUUCUUGUACUACAUCGCAUUCGGGUUGUUCCAAUUACUCGCUGGGAAAGUUCAAUUUGGUGUCAUUCUUGGUUGGAUUGCGAUUUCUUCCAUUUUUCUUUACACCAUCUUGAAUUUUCUUGCUGGGAGAAACGGGAAUUUGGAUCUCUAUCGAUGUUUUAGUGUUGUUGGGUAUUGUUUGAUGCCUAUUGUUAUUUACUCUGCUGCUUCGCUUUUUCUUCCUUCUACUGGAUCUACACCUGGGUUUGUUGUUGCGGCGGUUUUCGUGAUCUGGGCUACUAGGGUCUGCUCUCGCCUUUUGACUGUCGAUGAGUUGGGCGCUUCGGAAAAUCGUGGGUUAAUUGCUUAUCCUUGUUUCUUGAUUUAUUGUCUCUUUUCUAUGCUUGUCAUGUUUUGAUUUACUCUACCUUUCAAUAUUAUUACUUACACGGAGUAUUACAUUAAUUAAUUUGGUUGUAGAUGAUGUUAUCAAAUUUUGGUAUUGGAAUACAACAAUGUAUGAAUCGCAAUACAACAAUGUAUGAAAGUAUAGUAUCUCUUUUGUAGUAAAUGGAUAUCAUCAAAUUGUUAUUGGUUCUUUGGUUGAUUAUGUUUCGGAUUGGUUGAAAAGUAAAGAAUGUUUCGUUGUAGUUGAUCAAUUUA